Molecule: messenger RNA, 2878 nt
Organism: Hevea brasiliensis (rubber tree)
Lineage: Eukaryota; Viridiplantae; Streptophyta; Magnoliopsida; Malpighiales; Euphorbiaceae
Product: auxin response factor 1
Exons: 14
Coding region: 315-2441 (708 amino acids)
Biological process (GO): response to hormone; regulation of DNA-templated transcription
Cellular component (GO): nucleus
Molecular function (GO): protein binding; DNA binding
Source: RefSeq, a predicted model, not a curated record
GUAAAAAAGUUAAAGACCAAAGCAAGAGAGAGGAGACUGUGUGUAAGAGAGGAACAGAAAAGAGAGCCAAAGCCAAGUCAUGUCGGCUUCGACCGAACAUUGACGAUAUAUACACUUUAUAUAUAUAGAGAGAGAGAAGAAGCCGAAGAAGGAGAAGAAGAGAGAGAGAGGCCACUGUGUGUAUAUGAUUUUCGAUCCAGUCGGUAUUUGUUCAUUGAAGCCCUAACUUGCUGUUGCUGUUUUUGGAUCCUACGGAUUUGAAGAGCUCAAGAAAAGAUUGACUUUGCUGAUCCCUGAGGACUUGUGGUUUUGUUAUGGCAUUUACUAGCACCAAUCAUGCUCCUGUUGGACAUCCUCAUACAGGAGGAUGCAAUGAUGCUCUGUACAAAGAACUAUGGCAUGCCUGUGCUGGACCUCUUGUCAACCUUCCUCGUGAUGGGGAGCGGGUUUAUUAUUUUCCACAAGGUCAUAUGGAACAGCUUGAAGCUUCAAUGCAUCAAGGGUUGGAGCAGCAAAUGCCUUCAUUCAAUCUUCCAUCAAAAAUUCUUUGUAAAGUAGUCAAUGUUCAGCGAAGGGCUGAACCUGAAACUGAUGAAGUUUAUGCACAAAUUACCCUGCUUCCAGAGCCAGAUCAAAGUGAGGUUACUAGCCCUGAUCCUCCACUGCCAGAACCUGAAAGAUGCGCAAUUCAUUCAUUUUGUAAGACGCUUACUGCUUCUGACACAAGCACUCAUGGUGGUUUCUCUGUUCUUCGAAGGCAUGCGGAUGAUUGUUUGCCUCCCCUGGAUAUGUCCCAGCAGCCACCUUGGCAAGAAUUGGUUGCCACUGAUUUGCAUGGCAAUGAAUGGCAUUUCCGACAUAUUUUUCGGGGUCAACCUAGACGCCACCUGCUCACAACCGGGUGGAGUGUCUUUGUUAGUUCAAAAAAGUUAGUGGCAGGCGAUGCAUUCAUCUUUUUGAGGGGAGAAAAUGGAGAACUUCGUGUUGGAGUAAGGAGACUUAUGAGACAGCAGAUUAAUAUGCCAUCUUCUGUUAUAUCUAGCCAAAGCAUGCAUCUUGGGGUUCUUGCCACUGCAUCUCAUGCCAUUGCGACAGGAACUCUUUUUUCCGUCUUCUACAAGCCAAGAACAAGUCGUUCCGAGUUCAUUGUAAGUGUCAACAAGUAUCUUGAAGCUCGGAGCCACAAGCUUUCUGUUGGGAUGAGGUUUAAGAUGAGAUUUGAGGGUGAGGAAGUACCUGAACGAAGGUUUAGUGGCACUAUUGUUGGUGUUGGAGAUAAUAUGUCAUCAGGGUGGGCUGAUUCUGAAUGGAGAUCCUUAAAGGUCCAAUGGGAUGAGCCUUCUUCAAUCUUGCGUCCAGAUAGAGUAUCACCGUGGGAAUUGGAGCCUCUUGUUGCAACUACUCCUUCGAACUCCCAACCUGUGCAAAGGAACAAGCGGGCACGGCCGACUGUUUUACCUUCACCUACACCAGAUUUGUCUGCACUUGGUAUGUCAUUUUUCCCAUUAGUAUUUCCUCAUUUCAUUUGUUUGUGUUGGUUUGUAAUGAAAACCUGUUGGUGGUUGUGUGCAUUAGGUAUGUGGAAACCCGCAACUGAGUCUCCUGCUUUAUCAUAUGGUGACUCUCAUCGUGGACGGGAUCUUUAUCCAUCUCCCAAUUUCUCUACAACUGCAAAGGCCAAAUCUCUUGGCUUUUGUGGCAAUAGUCCAUUGCCUGCCGUUUCCCCCAACUCAAUGUAUUGGCCUAACCGGGUGGAAAGUGUUACAGAUUCUGUUGUCCCAGUUAUUAACAAAGAUUCUGGAGAGAGAAAACAAAGCACCGGAACUGGUUACAGGCUUUUCGGGAUUCAACUUGUUGACAACUCCAAUGUGGAACAAACUUCACCAUUACCUGUUACAUCUGGAAUGGUGGAUGAUUGCCCUAUUGUGUCUUUGGAUGCUGAAUCUGAUCGACAUUCUGAGCCAUCAAAUGUUAAUCGAUCUGAAAUCCCUUCAGUAAGUUGUGAGCCUGAGAAAUCAUGCCUGAGAUCUCCUCAAGAGUUGCAAAGCCGGCAAAUCAGAAGCUGCACAAAAGUUCACAUGCAGGGAAUUGCUGUUGGUAGAGCUGUUGAUUUGACACGGUUUGACUCUUAUGAGGACUUGCUUAGGAAGCUAGAGGAUAUGUUUGACAUUGAAGGUGAGCUCAGUGGAUCAACAAAGAAAUGGCAAGUUGUCUAUACCGAUGAUGAAGAUGACAUGAUGAUGGUUGGGGACGACCCAUGGCACGAGUUCUGCAGCAUGGUGAGGAAGAUUUUCAUAUAUACAUCCGAGGAAGUCAAGAAGUUAUCACCCAAGAUUAAACUUCCAGUCAAUGAAGAGAUUAAAGCAACCAAAGCUGAUACUGAACCUGAUACAGCAGUUAACAUGGAUGACCAAUCAUCUGUUGUUGGGCCUGGGUGCUAAUAAGCCCAAGCAAUUCUACCAUGAAUGGCUGUUAAGGGGUUAGGAAAAGAAGUGAUAAAGAGGGAGAAUUUGGUGAAGAUCAUGUUUGUAUUAUAGUGGUGCAUGCGGAAUGGCCAGUGACAUUUCCAGACAUGCACGCUAAAUUACUGUUCAGAUGGAAGGUGGCUGUUUGCUGAACGUCAUUUGUGGAGAGUGAGACUGUUAUCUUUAAAAAUAGGUUUUCGGUUUUUACUUUGUAUUAUUUUGCAAGAAAACUUGUAGUGCUUGUUUGUUUGGAUUCAAGUAGGCUGAAAAGUUUGUCCAUUCCACCUCUUCUGCUUAGCAAAUGAAGAAUGGAGAAUAUUCAGUUUCUCUUGUAUUUUUUGCUUGUUUCGUUUGAAUGUUUCAUUGUUACACUGGCACAUGUGGCCUUUUGUAUAUAAUAGCCCUUCUUAUCA